CAACAAAUUGGAAUAUUUCAUAAAUUUCGACAAACACCUCAAGCAAUAAUUGGUCGUAAAGAUGGAGCAUGUAGUCGGGUCAUAAACCAAUCAAAUGGUACAAUCACGACAUCCUUUACGGUACCCUCGGAAUUAAUAUUAACAGAGAUAUAUAUCACAUGUGUUUUUGCAACCGAAAAACGAGCCAUUUUUUAUCCAAUUAAUGGUACAUUCCAUCAUCUUCGAUUAUUCAUUUCGAGAAGAUUCCCGAAUAAAAGAUGGAAAAAAACAUGGUUUAGAAAUAGCCGUGGAUGUUGGGAUAAAUUGAGAAAUGAAAAUGAUUGGAAUCAGGCAAAAUCCGAAAGUCAAUGUGGGAAAAUGGAAAGGGUGAUUAUAUACUUUAAAUAA
This is a messenger RNA of Racocetra persica, 387 nucleotides long. NCBI's taxonomy places the organism in Eukaryota, Fungi, Glomeromycota, Glomeromycetes, Diversisporales, Gigasporaceae. The record is from the annotation of a GenBank genome assembly.